UCUCUCUCUUCCUCUGGUUUCCUCUCCAUGUCAUAUCGUAUCGUUCUUAUCAUCCUGCGAGUGUGAUACACAGAAACACACACGGACGUAGUCGUGGACGUCGAGGAAUCCCACGAGCCAGACGAUCGUCUGUGUCCAGCUGGUCGUUUGCACAUGGAGCUCUGACGAAAGGAAGAAAGUGAACAGAUGUUUUAUGGCGUGCCUGUAGUGAUCCCACGGUGGAAUCCAUCUUCUCAGCGAACUGUGACCCCUGCAGCUCGCAGACGUCUCUCCAGGAUGUGAAUACGGCUUGUCGGCUUCCUGCGGGUGUCUGGUUUUAAAGCGGCGAGGAUGGUUUUAAAGCAUAAGGAUGGACACGUGGCGCGCUGAGCAGGGAGGCUGGGCCUGAUCUCCGUCCUCAGGCCUCUCUUUAACAUGAGAGCCUGUUUUAGCUCUCUGCUGCUGGGCCUCUUUGCGCUCCAGAGGAGCCUCGGCAGUGCGUCUACGGCGGGCCUGGGCUUGAACGCCCACUCCCACAACCGAACCAGACUUCCUGUGGGCCCGGUCCUAAGCACACAUGCUCACAACCGAACCAGACUUUCUGUUGGCUCUGUCAUUAAUGCACAUGCUCAAAAUCGGACUAAACUCCAUGACGGAGGGAAGGACCCUCAUCACCGGCCCAAGAGGGGGUGGGUGUGGAAUCAGUUCUAUGUUUUGGAGGAGCAUAUCGGACCAGAGCCGCAAUAUGUGGGAAAGCUGCACUCCAACUCUGAUAAGGGUGACGGCUCGGUGCACUAUCUCCUCUCUGGAGAAGGAGCCGGCAGCAUCUUCACCAUUAAUGAGUCAACAGGAGACAUUCAUGCCACCAAGAGCCUGGACCGCGAGAAGAAGAACCACUAUGUCCUCCACGCUCGCGCCAUCCACAGCGUCACGCACCAGACCGUCGAACCCGAGUCCGAGUUCAUCAUCAAGGUUCAGGAUGUGAACGACAACGCACCUACCUUCCCCAACGGCCCGUUCACUGCCUCCGUCCCCGAAAUGGCUGACAUCGGAACAUCAGUUAUCCAGAUCACUGCCACGGAUGCCGAUGACCCCACGUACGGCAACAGCGCCAGGAUAGUGUACAGCGUCCUGCAGGGGCAGGCGUAUUUCAGCAUCGACCCCAAAACUGGUGUCAUUAGGACGGCGCUGGCCAACAUGGACAGAGAAACCAGAGAAAUGUACUCCAUCAUCAUCCAAGCCAAAGACAUGGCCGGUUCAGUGGGGGGUCUUUCAGGGUCCACCACCAUCAACAUCACGCUCACGGACGUCAACGACAAUCCACCCAGGUUUCCUCAAAAGAACUACCAGCUCUACGUCCCCGAGUCUGCUCAGGUUGGGAAAGCUGUGGGAAAAAUCAAAGCCAAUGAUGAAGACCUUGGAGUCAAUGCAGAAAUGGAGUACAAGAUCACCAACGAUGAAGGGGCCACAAUGUUUUCCAUUUCUGCUGAUAUUGACAAGAGAGAGGGAGUCAUCAGCCUGAAAAAGCAUCUGGAUUACGAGAAGAAAAAGGUGUACACUUUGAGCAUCGAGGGUUCGAAUACACACCUGGACCCUCGUUUCUCACAUCUCGGCCCGUUCAAAGACACCACCACGCUCAAGAUCAUCGUUGGCGAUGUGGACGAGGCUCCAAUCUUUCCUGUGGAUUAUUACAUCAUGGACGUCUACGAGAACACGCCAGUCGGCACAGACGUCGGCAUUGUGACGGCUCAAGACCCCGACAAUGCCAGAGGGAAAAUCAGGUACUCCAUCGACAUGAGCGCAGAUGGAGAGACGCUUUUCAGCAUCGAUGAGAACAGUGGCCUCAUUAAAACAAAGACGAGUCUGGAUCGAGAGGGCACGGUCUGGCACAACAUCAAUGUCAGUGCUACAGAGGUUGACAAUCCCAAAUUAGUGAGCUCCAUCCCAGUCACAAUCCAAGUCCUGGACGUCAACGAUAACGCGCCGUACGUCCAGACUGACAGUGACAUCAUCGUGUGUGAGAGUACCAAAGCAGGCCAGGUCAUCCAGACCAUCAGGGCUACGGACAGGGACAACUUUGCCAAUGGACACUUUUCCUUCGCUCUGCCAGCAGACGUCCCUGCCAAUCCGAACUUCACCCUGAAGGAUAAUGAAGACAGCAGUGCGAGUAUCGUGGCCCGGCGUUGGGGCUUCAGUCGGGCCGAUCAGGAGCUCUACCAGCUGGCUGUGGUGGUGUGGGAUGGAGGAGAACCAGCUCUCAGCAGCACCACCACCCUGACGCUGCGUGUGUGUCCGUGUCAACGCGGCCUCCGAUCACCGACAUGCCGACCCCAGGCCUUCUUCUCCUCCGCCGGUCUGAGCACCGGAGCUCUCAUCGCCAUUCUGCUCUGCGUCCUCAUCCUGCUGGCUAUCGUGGUGCUGUUUAUUACCCUGCGGAGCAAAAAGAGUAAAAAAGAGACGCUGAUCAUUUCCGAGGAGGACGUCAGAGAGAACGUGGUGACGUACGAUGACGAAGGCGGAGGUGAGGAGGACACAGAGGCCUUCGACAUGGCGGCGCUGAGGAACCCCGAGGCCGCGGCAGAGGCUCGUAAAAAACAGAAGAGGAGGAAGGAGGAGGCGCAGUGCGAGCUAUUCGCGGCCGUAGGGGUGGAGACGCUGAGUCCGUCGCUGUCCGUACCCGUCCAGGACAUACAGGAAGCAAUCCAGCUGAAGGUAGUGGAGGCGGAUCAGGACACCAGCGGCCCGCCGUACGACUCGCUGCAGACGUACGCGUACGAAGGCCAGGGCUCUCCAACUGGCUCCAUCAGCUCCCUGGACCUUCCUGAUCCUCCUUUUGAACCCAACACACCUGACCAGGACUCCUCGUGGCCUGACGAUCACUCGCUCGCAACACUUUUCCAGGAGAAGAAGAGCAGCCAGCACACGCUCUAGUGUCGCUCGGCGUGCGUUUAAAAACCCUGAUAUUGUGUCUUUUUUUUUUUCUUUUUUUUUCCUCAUCGGUGUUCAGAUGAUCCUGCACAGAAAAGCUGUUUUGCUGUUUUUACUUUGUUUUUGUUUUUGGGUCCAGAUUUUUUGUGGGAUUAUUUUGAUUCUUGUUUUUCUUUUUUGGAGAAAAAGUGAGAAAAUCCUAAACACAAGGACCAACAAAGGAAACUAUUUUCCCUGGUGUAUAUUUUAUAUUGCUUA
Molecule: messenger RNA, 3165 nt
Organism: Clarias gariepinus (North African catfish)
Lineage: Eukaryota; Metazoa; Chordata; Actinopteri; Siluriformes; Clariidae
Gene: cdh18a
Product: cadherin 18, type 2a
Exons: 12
Coding region: 415-2910 (831 amino acids)
Biological process (GO): calcium-dependent cell-cell adhesion; multicellular organism development; cell-cell junction assembly
Cellular component (GO): plasma membrane; adherens junction; catenin complex
Molecular function (GO): cadherin binding; calcium ion binding
Source: RefSeq, a predicted model, not a curated record